Messenger RNA from Rotaria socialis, 480 nucleotides. The record is from the annotation of a GenBank genome assembly. NCBI's taxonomy places the organism in Eukaryota, Metazoa, Rotifera, Eurotatoria, Philodinida, Philodinidae.
AUGUACAAAAGAAUUCAUGGUAUUAAACCAAAAGUAAAAUUUGGUAUUUCACCGUUUGGUAUAUGGAAAAAUGGUGUACCACAAAGUAUUCAUGGUCUUUCAUCUUAUAAUACUUUAUAUUGUGAUAGUCGUAUGUGGUUAGAACAAGGCUUAGUCGAGUAUAUGGCACCGCAACUCUAUUGGCAAAUUGAUCCACCAGCACGAUCAUAUCUCGCUCUUCUUAAUUGGCGGAUACAACAAUCAGCGAAAGGUCGUCAUGUUUAUCCUGGUACUGCAGUUUAUCGACUUCCACGAACUGGUUCCAAUUGGUCAGUUACUGAAAUCGUUCGACAAAUUAAUAUAACUCGAUCAAUGCGUGAACAUUUAGCACUUGGAAAUGUAUUUUAUUCGGUAAAACAAAUAAUGCAAAAUGUCAAGGGCAUUCAAACUGAGCUUACAGAACUUUGUAAACAAAAAGCUACGAUUCCGAAAAUGGAUUAA